Naegleria lovaniensis is the source of this 591-nucleotide messenger RNA. RefSeq lists its product as uncharacterized. Gene Ontology annotation, molecular function: GTP binding; GTPase activity. The transcript has a single exon. NCBI's taxonomy places the organism in Eukaryota, Heterolobosea, Eutetramitea, Acrasida, Naegleriidae. The coding region runs from base 1 to 591 and encodes 196 amino acids. The record is from RefSeq and is a predicted model, not a curated record. Gene Ontology annotation, biological process: vesicle organization; endoplasmic reticulum to Golgi vesicle-mediated transport; membrane organization. Gene Ontology annotation, cellular component: endoplasmic reticulum exit site; COPII vesicle coat.
AUGUUCCUCUUUGAUUGGUUCUUCUCUUUAUUGCGAGCCAUAGGAAUUCUUCAAGACAGCAUCAAAGGACGAGUACUAUUCUUGGGCUUGGACAAUGCUGGCAAAACCACACUUCUCUAUAAACUCAAGACUGGUCUCAUGCAACAAUUCAAUCAAACCAUGUAUCCUAACAAUGAAACCGUUGAAAUAUCCUCUUCAUGCACCAUACAAGUCAUUGACUUGGGAGGGCACCCUCUCGCACGUAAGCUGUGGAAAGAUUAUUAUUUGGAUGUGAGUGGAAUCGUCUUUAUGGUUGAUGCUGUCGAAAGAAGAAGAAUUCAAGAGGCCCGAGCAGAAUUGUAUAGCAUCAUGAAAGAUAAUGAUUUGGCAAACGUUCCAAUUGUGGUGAUGGGCAAUAAAGUAGAUAAUCCAAAUGCCAUGCCAGAAUUUGAGCUCUCUGAACAAUUGGAUGUGACACACUUGAGAACGGGAAAGAGUUUGGAUCAAUCAUUUGGCACUCAAAGACCAUUGGAAAUUUUCAUGACCAGUGUCUCUAAAGAUUUCAAUAUUGCAGAGUCCUUUGAAUGGCUUUCUUCCCGAAUUCGAAAAUAA